Miniopterus natalensis is the source of this 1367-nucleotide messenger RNA. NCBI's taxonomy places the organism in Eukaryota, Metazoa, Chordata, Mammalia, Chiroptera, Miniopteridae. The record is from RefSeq and is a predicted model, not a curated record.
GUACAGAGCCUGAUGAUACACAUGACAAUAUAAAAGGACCACGGGGCAUUCACUUGGAGCCUGAGAAAUUUCACCUUUUUGGAGUUUUGCUGGCCGUGUUAGGAAACUUGGUCAUCAGUAUUUCCCUAAAUAUUCAGAAAUAUUCUCACCUGCGGUUGGCCCGCCAAGAGCAGCCGCGGCCGGUCUUCAGGAGCGCGCUGUGGUGGGGCGGCGUCCUGCUGAUGGCCGUGGGCGAGACGGGGAACUUCGCGGCCUACGGAUUUGCCCCCGUUACUCUCAUUGCUCCCUUAGGCUGUAUGUCCGUUACAGGUAGUGCCUUUAUUUCCGUCAUGUUUCUGAAAGAAAACUUGAGAACCUCAGAUUUACUAGGUAUGACAUUGGCAUUCGCAGGAUCCUAUUUAUUGGUGAACUUUGCUCCAAAUAUAACUCAGGCGAUCUCGGCAAGAACAAUACAGUAUUACUUUGUUGGCUGGCAGUUCCUGAUGUAUGUGAUUUUAGAAAUAAUAAUUUUCUGCAUUCUCCUAUAUUUCCACAAGAGAAAAGGAAUGAAGCACAUUGCGAUUCUUCUGAGCCUGGUGGCGCUUCUAGCCUCACUGACUGUUAUUUCAGUAAAAGCUGUCUCAGGCAUGAUCACUUUUUCUGUGACGGAUAAAAUGCAGCUAACUUAUCCCAUCUUCUACAUAAUGUUUAUCAUCAUGAUAGCAUCUUGUGUUUUCCAAGUCAAGUUCCUGAAUCAAGCCACGAAACUCUACAAUACGGCCAUGGUGGUGCCAGUUAACCACGUUUUCUUUACAACCAGUGCUAUCAUUGCAGGCAUCGUAUUUUAUAGGGAAUUCCUUGGUGCAGCUUUUCUCACUGUAUUUAUAUAUUUUUUUGGGUGUUUUCUGUCAUUCCUGGGUGUGUUUUUGGUCACAAGAAACCGAGAAAAAGAACAUCUGCCACAGUCUUUCAUUAACUUUGGAAAUAUUCCUGGGAAACAAAUGUUGGAUAAAAUACAACCAGAUUCGAACGGCUUAUCCUAUGGAACUUUGCCUGAUGGAAGUGACUCAACAAAGAGCCAAGGCGGAGAGAAGAAAGGGGCCUGAACUGCCGAGAGGGAUGGCUGCUGGCCCGUUACCCGAUACCACCUUUUUAAAAAAUUGCACAUGUUCCGUUUGUGUCAGCAGCGAUUUAUCGCUGACAUGUGCUAGCGUUCGUUCAGUUCUCGGCCCCCUCCCUCCCGCGCACACUCAGCCUUGCUGAGCUCUGACAGUCUGAUGUUUUUGUGGAAUGUAACUUGAAGUGUCCCCCACCCCGUGGACCUCUCCCGAGUGACCCUCUAACCGGCUAGGUCUUAAUCAGAGCCUGGCUCCCCACGCAGGAGUGUC